This is a messenger RNA of Leptosia nina, 504 nucleotides long. The record is from the annotation of a GenBank genome assembly. Lineage: Eukaryota; Metazoa; Arthropoda; Insecta; Lepidoptera; Pieridae.
AUGCUUUUCGCCAAGGUAUGUCUUGCCCUUGCGCUUUUGAUGGGCGCUGAAGGGUAUUCCGCAGGUGCCCCAGAAAGCGCCUGCAAGGAUAUGAUCCCAAGACACCCUGUUGAGGCGCAAAAGCGCCCAGCUCCGUAUACUAUCACCACCAGUACUAAGGUUGUCAAAGCAGGCACACCAAUGCAAGUUACCAUCUCAGGCAAGACUGCAUCUGAUACCAUCCGUGGUAUAAUGCUGCAGGCCAGAUCAGGCGAAGAUAAACCAGUCGGCGUCUUCACUGUUUCCCCCAGCGACCCCCUUGCUAGACUCAUGAAGUGCGACAACAAAGGGGAUACCAUCACACACAAGAAACACGACGCAAAAGAUGACAAACAGACUGUCACCUUCACUUGGACUCCGCCAGCUGAUUUCAACGACGUUGUUAAAUUCAGGGCAACUAUUGCUUUGAAUGGCGCAGUAUUUUGGGUCGGUGUUGAAUCCGCCCCCGUCAAAGUUACCGCCUAA